Messenger RNA from Marasmius oreades (fairy-ring Marasmius), 1033 nucleotides. RefSeq lists its product as uncharacterized. The record is from RefSeq and is a predicted model, not a curated record. The coding region runs from base 179 to 1033 and encodes 284 amino acids. The transcript has 6 exons. Lineage: Eukaryota; Fungi; Basidiomycota; Agaricomycetes; Agaricales; Marasmiaceae. Gene Ontology annotation, cellular component: membrane; endomembrane system.
ACUUGAUCAUGCUCGACAUGGCAGUGUUUUACAUUCAUUAUCUCCCAGGGGAACGUACACGUGUUGUCUUACGCUUUCUACCACGACUCUCACUUGACUCUCACUGACGUGUGCAAUUCUCAAUUCAGCGGCCGAAGGUCCCCAGACACGUCGAAAACUCUGACAUCGAAAAGGAAGAAUGUCGUGGCUCAAAGGAAUCGUGACUGGAGAAGAACCCGAACCGUACAGGGAGCGUCCCAACGCGUCAUUAGUUAGAGACCCGUCCCAUCCAAACAGAAUGGUCUCGAAUAAACCAGCGAACAGGCCAUUCCUAGCGUAUAAAGAAUAUCGCGAAAAACAGAACCGAGUUCGUGAAGAGUGGUUGAAACGCAAGAAAGAACGUGACGAAAAGAUCGCACGAGGAGAAAAAGUUGGUCCUGAAGAGAAAGAUCCUACUGCUCAAGAGGAAGUCGGGUUAUUGGGGCUACUUAAAUUCAUUCUCAUCGUGAUUCUAUGCAUCACACUGGCGGGAAAGUUCAUUACUGGGAGUUUCAUUUGGGAGUAUGAUGGGAAAUGGAGUCGGUGGAGGACGUAUUUUCCCGAGCAAGGACAACGGUUGUUGUCUGAACGUCUACUGGCGGAGUUUGAUGGAAGGGUGCCGGGUCGUCCGAUCUACCUUGCAAUCGAUGGAGACGUUUACGAUGUAACGAAAGGGAAGGCAUAUCAACCAGGAGGGUCAUAUCACAUCAUGGCUGGAGUUGACGCAGCCCGGGCAUUCGGUACUGGUUGCUUUCAAACUCAUCGUACCCAUGAUCUGCGUGGGUUGAAUGAGGAUGAGUUAAGGGGUGUUGAACAUUGGAAGAAGUUUUAUCUUGAACACAAAGACUACUUCAAAGUGGGAAAAGUGAUUCAUCCACCCAUCGACCCGUCGAGCCCUAUUCCAGAACACUGUAAGCCUGGUAGGGCUGCUGCAGAAGAGGGCCCGAAGAAAUCUACACCCGAGGGACCUCAGAAAGCUCAGAUGAAAGCGGGAAGUUCGGGAGGGGACCUGUAA